UUCCGCUUUCUCCAGCUGGAGGGAGGCAGUUCAAGUUCAAAGUCGGUGAGGCUCUUCAGCAUCCCGUCCCCGGCCACCAUCUGCGACAAACACCAACGCGCUCGACCGGGGCCCCGGUGAACCCUUUUUUUUUUGUUGGGGGACGAGAGAACCACGAGCAGAGCAGACUGACUCUUUUGUUUUUCCCGGAGCCCGUCAUCGCUAUCGAGGCGGGACUCGCUCUCCGCCCCCGAUGAACUCGUCAGGCAAAGCUCAAUUCGGAGGCGCGCCAUCGGCAUCCAUACCAGCUCCCUCCCACCCAGGACGAGCGAGCCGCCAAGAGAGAGCUUCCACCGGACGCUAAAAAAACAAACAGGCGGCAAGCGGCCCGCCGCAGCCCAGAGCUCACCCACACCGAAGCUCGGUGAGCCAGCUCAGCUCAUGAGCUCCCCAACCGCCCCCAUGAGCCAUCAAGGCGGCCAUCAUGCCGACCCGGCGUCAUCUCCCGUCACCCAGCGGCGGACGCUACAGCAGCCCCACGGAGAAGCAGAGCCGAUGCGUCGCGAGGCUGCGGAUCGGUCUAGUCCUCCUCAUCCUCCUCCACCGCCGUGCUCCUGCGACAAGCGCCGCGAUGCCUUGAGCCCCCCGACGACCACGAUGAGCGACCAACGUCGCCGCCGCGGCGACGCCUGCAGCAGCAGCAACAGCAACGGCAGCAGCUGGGACAAUAGCCCGUCGCACAGUCGGAACAGCUCCUUUGGCCAGCACAGCCGCCGCGGCAGCGACAUGAAAGCGUAUGUAGCGGGAUACCGCGACGCCGAGGCCGGCGGCGUCACCACGCCGUCACCGCAGCCGCCGGCGUUUCUCUCCAGCCCCAGCGUCGCCUCGAGCCUCGCCUAUUCGACCCCGGUGCUCGGCGGCUUCAGCCCGCUGCGGCGCGAGCUCUCGCGCACGACGACACUCCACGAUGACGUCGACAUGGAUCAGCAGCAGCAGCAGCAGCCACAGUCGCCCGCGCGCCUCUCGAGGCAGGACCUCGCCAAGCGGCUUAGCCAGCUCGCCCAGCGCCUCAGCUACGACGACGACGGCGGCACAGACAGCCACGUUGACGAGAUGAUGCUCCACGGCCAGCUCGACCAGCUCGAGAAGGCCUUUCUCUCCCACUCGCCACAAAAGCACCAUCAUCAUCAUCAGCAGCAGCAGCAGCAGCAGCGCAGCGUGAGUGCAUUUGAGAUGCACAGCCCUCCGCGCCGCAGCAUCGACUACGUCGAGUCCGGGUCCGGGUCCGGGUCCGGGUCCGCCCUCACGUCGCCCGCCUCGUCGCUCUUCCGCUCCCGCUUCUCAGACCUGUCGGCCUCGCUGCAGCUGCAGCGGGAGCGCGAGGCGCAGGCGCAGCAGGCGCUCGAGCCCCCGCCCAGGCUGGGCAUGACCGUGCCAGAGGCCAACAAGGUCAUCGCCGAGAUGGGCAAGCUCAACGACGAGCUCUCGACGGUCGUGAGCAACCUCCGCGCCCGCCAGGAGGAGUCUGAUCACAUCCACAGCCUCCUCAUCGAACGCGCCGAGCGCGCCGCCCAGCGCAUCAUCUUUUUGCAGCGCCGCAUCGCCUACCUAGAAGAGGAGCUCCAGGAAAACGACGACGAGCUGCAGCACCUCCGUAUUUGCCUCAAGGCCGUCGAGAUCCAACUUCCCCCGCACCCGGACGCCGAGCUGCUGCGCUGCAUCGCCACCUUCAAGCACGACUACCAGGCGCUCAAGAACAAGCGCGCCAACAGCCACCUCCACGACCUGGGGGCAGGCAGCGGCAGCGGCAGCGGCAGCGACGACGACGGCACGAGUUACGCCUCUCCCUGAAGCCCGACCGUUCUCUUCGGCCCUUUUGUCUCUCUCACCCGCACCUUUCCGGUUUGACCUCUAUUUCUCGCACCCCCUUGUCCCGCGGGCGUCACGUUCCGACACCGCCAUUUCGUCACCGCUCCUGCCUACCGACAUAAUCUGCCCUCUUAGGGAAAAAACGAAAGCACUUUUUAUGAGCCUCAUGGACUUAUGCGCCCAUGCCAUAAUACGAUUUCUCCGUCUGUCCGUCCUUCGUCAUUUAGCGUCACCGUCACGACAUUACGUUCCCGUCGCACACCUCGCAUCAUCCAUCAUCGUUGCUGUCUUGUCACCGUCCUCCCCUCCUUACGCCCCAGAGUAAAAGGGAGGGAGGGAUGGAGGACCCUGCACAUACGCACCGCCCAAAAUUGGGCUUGUCAUUCACACACAGACACACACACACACAUGUGGGUAUACAUCCAUAUACCCCGUCAAGCAACCAGCUAGCCAGACUGUAUGACCUUUUCUCUCUCUCCCUCCCUCUCUCUCUCUCUCUCUCUUGACUUCCCCUCCACCGUUGCUGUUUUUGUUUGCUUCGAUUCUGUAUCCAGCAUAGCAAGCGGGUGGCCGAAAGUUCUUUUUUCUUUGGCGACAGCAAACUGAGGGGGCUCGGCGGGCGAGCGGGCGAGCUCGCUAUUGUCGCCCCCCCUUCUCUUCCCCGUCCCCCGGUGUACGCGAUACGCUUCAAAUCCAGGAUAGCUUUGGUGGUGGUUGCGGCUGUGGUAGUAAUAGGAGUGGCUGCCUGUUGGGCAGCUCUUGGAAAAGAAUGAAUGAAUAUAAAUGAACACUCGCCUAUACCGCCUUCCAUUUGGUGGGAGUGAGUAAGGUACGCAGUGGGA
Messenger RNA from Purpureocillium takamizusanense, 2690 nucleotides. RefSeq lists its product as uncharacterized. The record is from RefSeq and is a predicted model, not a curated record. The transcript has 3 exons. The coding region runs from base 421 to 1830 and encodes 469 amino acids. NCBI's taxonomy places the organism in Eukaryota, Fungi, Ascomycota, Sordariomycetes, Hypocreales, Ophiocordycipitaceae.